AUGGCGGUGGUGCCGCCAUUCAUGAAGGUACCACUACAGCAGCAGAAGGAGAACUUUCACCAGCUCAACGACUUGGAAGCGGCUCGGAUACGGCUGGGGCUCCGCUUACCAGAAGAAUCGGAUUGGCUGGUAGCCGAUGGUAUUAACAAAGCAAACGCUAAACGCAACCGCUACACCAACGUCUUUCCAUAUGACAUUUCGCGAGUCAAAUUGCCAUUAAAUGAAGAUGCUACGGGUACAGACUACAUCAAUGCUUCCUACGUUAAGCUCUACAAAAGCACGUAUAUAGCUGCACAGGGCCCACUAGAAGCCACCGUCAAUCAGUUUUGGAGCAUGGCCUACAAUGAAUCAGAAAAACAGAACAACGAAGUAAUCCUAAUCGUCAUGGUGACCCCACUAACCGAAAGCGGCAUGGUGAAAUGCAACCGAUACUGGCCGGAUAAGGACCAGAAAGUGUUGGAAAUGGCAGCAGAAAACAAACAGGAUGGCAUAGACAUCUCAGGUUUGACUCUAGAGCAUGUCAGCGAGACGUAUGACGAGAUUGGCGAUUUUUUGUUGACGGAAAUGAACCUCAAGUCUAGCUCUAAGUCGAAAAAAGUGUACCACUUCUACUACUACAAGUGGGCAGACUCACGGGUACCCGCUUCCAUCUACCCGUUGCUAUACUUGUCAGAAGAGAUAAAUAGCAUCCGUAAGCUCGUAGAGAAUCCACCUAUACCUAUAGUACAUUGUUCUGCUGGAGUUGGAAGAACGGGAACAUUCAUAGCUAUAGACCAUCUCUUCAGGGAUUUUGACAAGUUCAUCGCGGUUUGCGACAAAGCCAAGUCGUCGAAGGGCUACGAUAUAGACUUCGACCCCGUGUUCCAGACGGUGUUGCAGCUCAGGGACAGCCGGAUGAUGAUGGUCCAGACUGCGUACCAGUUCAGUUUCCUCUAUGAAUCCGCCAAAAAGCUCUACAAGGAGCGAUUCAAGUGA
Scheffersomyces stipitis CBS 6054 is the source of this 975-nucleotide messenger RNA. RefSeq names its product tyrosine protein phosphatase (gene PTP1). The coding region runs from base 1 to 975 and encodes 324 amino acids. Gene Ontology annotation, molecular function: protein tyrosine phosphatase activity. The transcript is spliced from 2 exons. Lineage: Eukaryota; Fungi; Ascomycota; Pichiomycetes; Serinales; Debaryomycetaceae. Gene Ontology annotation, biological process: protein dephosphorylation. The record is from RefSeq and is a predicted model, not a curated record.